This is a messenger RNA of Hevea brasiliensis (rubber tree), 8445 nucleotides long. Its product is annotated as protein ILITYHIA. Gene Ontology annotation, cellular component: cytosol. Gene Ontology annotation, molecular function: protein kinase regulator activity. The record is from RefSeq and is a predicted model, not a curated record. Gene Ontology annotation, biological process: regulation of translation; cellular response to amino acid starvation. Bases 161 to 8050 code for a protein of 2629 amino acids. Lineage: Eukaryota; Viridiplantae; Streptophyta; Magnoliopsida; Malpighiales; Euphorbiaceae. The transcript has 60 exons.
UAUUUUCGAUCUCUAUUUCUCAGUGAGCUUCUAAAACCCUAAUCAAACUCCAACGCACAUCUUUUCAUAUCCGUUGCUGUAUGCAUCGCGUCGUCUCCAUUUCUGUCGUCGGAGCUUGAAGUCUUUACUUGGAUCAUCAUUCCGGACCUUCCCUUUCCCAAUGGCGGCUUCAUCAUCUCUUGAUUCCCUCAUUUCCAUUGCCGGGUCGGUCUCCACUCCCUCCACCAAGAAACGGGUCCGGAUAUUCCGCGAUGAUAUCCCUUUGAUUCUCAACAAUUCAGAGAUGUCUCCUGAGGUUGCAUCAACAUUAAUAGAUGUAGUUUUUCAAACAUUGACUAUAUAUGAGGACCGUAGAUCAAGGAAAGCUGUUGAUGACAUUGUUGAAAAAGCUUUGGGUGAAAUUAUAUUCAUGAAAAAUUUUGCCGCAACCCUUGUUCAGACCAUGGAAAAGCAUUCAAAGUUCCAGUCUCAUGUAGGCUGCUACAGACUUCUCAAGUGGUCAUGUCUUUUAUUAAGCAAGAGUCAGUUUGCUGCGGUUUCAAAGAAUGCAGUAUGCAGAGUUGCUGCAGUGCAGGCAUCCCUGCUUCAUAUUGUUAUUCAAAGAUCUUUUCGCGAGCGAAGGGCUUGCAAGCGAUUAUUUUUUCAUUUAUUUUCACAGUCACCAGACAUAUACAAAAUCUUUGCUGAGGAAUUAAAGGAUGCACGGAUCCCCUACAAAGAUAGCCCUGAAUUAAUAUGGUUAUUGCUGGAAUUUUCAAUUGCAUCAUCUUCUUUUGGAGAAUUGAAGCCAAUAUUUCUUGACAUAUAUGUUAAGGCAGUUUUAAAUGCUAAAGAAAAGCCUGCAAUAGGGCUUAGUGAAUCAUUCCGUCCGCUCUUUAUGCAUUUGUUGCAUGAAGAUUUUCAAAAUAUUGUGGUUCCAUCUUCAGUAAAAAUGUUGAAGCGCAACCCUGAGAUUGUGUUGGAAUCAGUCGGAAUUCUUUUGAAAUUAGUUGAACUUGAUUUGAGCAAGUACGCCAACGAACUUCUUUCAGUAAUAUUGUCACAGGCUCGACACACAGACGAAAUUAGAAGACUUGGGGCAUUGGCUAUAGUCCGGUGUUUGAGUCAAAAGUCUAGUAAUCCUGAUGCUUUAGAAGCAAUGUUUGCUGCUGUUAAAGCUGUAAUUGGAGGUUCAGAAGGAAGACUUCAAUUUCCUUACCAGAGAAUUGGCAUGUUCAAUGCUCUUCAAGAGUUAUCAUAUGCGCCUGAAGGAAAAUAUUUAAGCAGUCUGUCACGUACGAUAUGUCAGUUCCUUUUAUCUUGCUACAAAGAUGAGGGAAAUGAAGAGGUAAAGCUUGCAAUUUUGUCAGCUACUGCUUCUUGGGCAGCACGAUCUGCAGAUGCUGUUCAGGCAGAUAUGGUUUCAUUUAUUGCUUCUGGUCUCAAGGAGAAAGAAGUUUUAAGAAGGGGACAUCUUCGUUGUCUACGGGUCAUAUGCAAAAAUGCUGAUACUGUUUUACAGAUAUCAUCUUUGCUUGGGCCUCUUAUUCAACUUGUAAAAACUGGUUUCACUAAAGCAGUUCAGCGUCUAGAUGGUGUAUAUGCUUUGCUUAUUGCUGGGAAGAUUGCAUCUGCAGACAUCAAAGCAGAGGAGACACUGGCAAAGGAAAAGAUCUGGUCUUUGAUUUCCCAAAAUGAACCUUCACUUGUACAAAUUUCUUUGGCUUCAAAAUUAUCUGCUGAAGAUUGCAUGGCAUGUGUUGAACUUCUUGAGGUGCUUGUGGUGGAACAUUCUCGCAGAGUUUUAGAAGCUUUUUCGGUCAAAUUAUUGUUACAGUUAAUAGUCUUCUUUCUAUGCCAUCCGAGUUGGGAGGUUCGAAAAAUGUCGCAUGAGGCUACCAGAAAAAUAAUUUCUUCUCUCCCACAGUUAUCUGAAGCUCUUUUAACUGAGUUCUUAAGUUUUCUUUCAGUAGUUGGAGAGAAAAUCUUUGUUUUGAAGACAAGUGACACAGAUUAUUCAUUGGACUCUCAAGUUCCUUUUCUUCCAUCAGUUGAGGUAUCAGUGAAGGCUUUAGUUGUGUUAUCGUCUGCAACUCUUGCUUCUUCUCCAAGUAUAUGCACACAAAUCAUAUUCUGCUCGCAUCAUCCAUGCAUCGUUGGCACUGCAAAAGGAGAUACAGUUUGGAGGAGGGUUCAUAAAUGUUUGCAAACACUUGGUUUUGAUGUCUUCGGUAUGAUUUCUGCAAACGUUGAGAAUUUAUGCAAGGGUCUACUAGGACCAAUGGGGUUGAUGAGUUCGAAUGUAUUUGAACAAGAAGCAGCAAUAAGUUCUCUAACAACAUUGAUGUCAAUUACUCCUAGAGAUAUCUACAUGGAGUUUGAAAAGCACUUAAAAAAACUCGAAGAUCGUUGUUCACAUUAUAUGCUUUCGGAAAAUGACAUUCAGAUUUUUCAUACUCCUGAAGGAAUGCUUUCCAGUGAACAAGGUGUUUAUGUUGCCGAGUCUGUUGCUGCUAAGAACACAAAACAGGCAAAGGGCCGUUUCCGGAUGUAUGAGGACCAGGAUGGCAUGGAUCACAUCAGUUCUAAUCAUUCCGUCAAGAGAGAACCAGCUGGUAGAGAAGCUGCUGGUGUGGGGAAAAAAGAUACUGGAAAAUUAGCAAAGAAAACUGACAAAGGAAAGACAGCAAAAGAAGAGGCACGUGAAUUAUUGCUGAAAGAGGAGGCAGCAAUACGUGAGAAGGUCCGGGGUAUACAGAAUAAUCUGUCUUUAAUUCUGCGAGCACUUGGAGAAAUGGCCCUCUCUAAUCCUGUAUUUGCGCAUAGUCAAUUGCCUUCCCUGGUUAAGUUUGUUGAACCUUUGCUCCGGUCACCUAUAGUAAGUGAUGUGGCCUAUGAAAGCUUGGUGAAGCUUUCCCGCUGUACGGCUCCACCGCUUUGUAAUUGGGCCAUUGACAUUGCUACUGCUUUGCGCCUUAUUGUGACUGAGGAGGUCGAUAUUCUGCUGGAUCUGAUUCCAGCAGUUGGUGAAGAGGAAGCCAAUGAAAGCCCAUCCAUGGGUCUUUUUGAAAGAAUAAUUUAUGGAUUAUCUGCCUCUUGUAAAUCUGGACCUCUUCCCGUAGAUUCGUUUACCUUUGUCUUUCCAAUAAUGGAGCGUAUUCUGUUAUCUUCUAAGAAGACUGGACUUCAUGAUAAUGUGCUUCGGAUUCUCUAUUUGCACAUGGAUCCCCAAUUACCCCUUCCUAGACUUAGAAUGCUAUCAGCUCUUUAUCAUGUUCUAGGUGUUGUUCCUGCUUAUCAAGCACCUGUUGGAGCAGCCUUGAAUGAAUUGUGCCUUGGUCUGCAGCCAGAUGAAGUUGCUUCUGCUUUGUAUGGAGUGUAUGCAAAAGAUGUUCAUGUAAGAAUGGCCUGUUUAAAUGCCAUAAAAUGCAUUCCAGCUGUUUCUAGCCAUUCUCUUCCUCAGGAUGUUGUGGUUGCAACCAGCAUUUGGAUUGCUCUGCAUGAUCCGGAAAAGUCAAUAGCUGAAGCUGCAGAGGAUAUAUGGGAUCGUUAUGGAUAUGACUUUGGGACUGACUAUUCUGGACUUUUCAAAGCACUUUCUCAUAUUAAUUAUAAUGUUCGUGUGGCUACUGCAGAGGCAUUGGCUGCUGCUUUGGAUGAAAACCCUGAUUCUAUACAGGAAUCACUUUCCACUUUGUUUUCCUUGUACAUUCGAGAUGCCACCUUUGGUGAGGACAAUGUUGAUGCUCGGUGGAUAGGGAGGCAAGGGAUAGCAUUGGCUUUACAUUCUGCUGCUGAUGUUCUGAGAACAAAAGACCUUCCAGUUGUUAUGACAUUCCUCAUAUCACGAGCAUUGGCUGACCCUAAUGCAGAUGUUCGUGGAAGAAUGAUCAAUGCUGGCAUAAUGAUUAUUGACAAGCAUGGGAAAGAAAAUGUUUCCUUGUUAUUUCCAAUAUUUGAAAAUUACUUAAACAAGAAGGCAUCGGAUGAGGAAAAAUAUGAUUUGGUUCGUGAGGGUGUAGUUAUUUUUACUGGAGCUUUGGCAAAACACUUGGAGAAGGAUGAUCCAAAAGUUCAUGCUGUUGUGGAGAAGUUGUUGGACGUGUUAAACACUCCAUCAGAAGCUGUUCAACGGGCUGUAUCAUCAUGCCUAUCUCCAUUAAUGCAAUCAAAGAAAGAUGAUGCAGCUGCACUUGUUUCUAGACUGUUGGAUCAACUAAUGAAGAGUGACAAAUAUGGUGAACGUCGUGGAGCAGCUUUUGGACUGGCUGGAGUGGUUAAGGGAUUUGGAAUAUCUUGCCUGAAGAAUUAUGGUAUUGUUGCUGCGUUGAGGGAAGGUCUUGCUGAUAGGAAUUCUGCAAAGUCUCGUGAGGGAGCUCUUUUGGCUUUUGAGUGCUUUUGUGAAAAGCUUGGAAAAUUGUUUGAACCGUAUGUGAUUCUAAUGUUGCCACUACUUUUGGUUUCUUUCUCUGACCAAGUGGUUGCUGUUCGUGAAGCUGCUGAAUGUGCUGCUCGUGCAAUGAUGUCUCAACUCAGUGCACAAGGGGUUAAGCUUGUUCUUCCAUCACUUUUAAAGGGUCUUGAGGACAAAGCCUGGCGGACAAAGCAAAGCAGUGUACAGCUUCUUGGUGCGAUGGCUUACUGCGCUCCUCAACAAUUGUCGCAGUGUCUGCCCACAAUUGUGCCAAAACUGACAGAGGUAUUAACUGAUACUCAUCCCAAAGUCCAGUCAGCAGGACAAACGGCACUUCAGCAGGUUGGGAGUGUUAUAAAGAAUCCGGAAAUAUCUUCCCUUGUCCCUACACUUCUCAUGGGCCUUACAGAUCCCAAUGACUACACCAAAUAUUCCCUUGACAUUCUCCUCCAGACAACUUUUGUUAAUUCCAUUGAUGCCCCUUCACUCGCACUGCUGGUACCAAUAGUUCAUAGAGGGCUAAGAGAGCGAAGCGCUGAAACUAAAAAGAAAGCCGCACAAAUAGUUGGAAAUAUGUGUUCUUUAGUUACUGAACCAAAGGAUAUGAUUCCUUACAUAGGGCUGCUUCUUCCUGAAGUAAAAAAGGUUCUUGUGGAUCCAAUUCCAGAAGUUCGGUCUGUAGCAGCAAGGGCUCUUGGAUCACUUAUAAGAGGAAUGGGAGAAGAAAACUUCCCAGAUCUUGUCCCAUGGCUUUUUGAUACACUAAAAUCCGAUAAUAGUAAUGUCGAGCGCUCUGGAGCUGCUCAAGGGUUGAGUGAGGUUUUAGCUGCACUAGGAACGGAAUACUUUGAGAUUGUACUUCCUGAUAUUAUCCGAAACUGUUCUCAUCAGAGGGCAUCCGUACGUGAUGGAUAUUUGACACUUUUCAAGUAUUUGCCAAGGUCAUUAGGUGUUCAAUUCCAGAACUAUUUGCAGCAGGUGCUGCCUGCUAUCUUGGAUGGUCUUGCUGAUGAGAAUGAAUCAGUGCGAGAUGCAGCAUUAGGUGCUGGACAUGUCCUUGUCGAGCACUAUGCAACAACGUCCUUGCCUCUUCUCCUUCCAGCUGUUGAGGAUGGCAUUUUUAAUGAUAAUUGGCGUAUCCGACAAAGCUCUGUGGAAUUAUUGGGAGAUCUCUUAUUUAAGGUUGCUGGAACUUCUGGAAAAGCUUUGCUUGAGGGUGGUAGUGAUGAUGAAGGUGCUAGCACAGAAGCACAUGGGCGUGCAAUUAUUGAGGUUUUAGGAAGAGACAAGCGUAAUGAAGUUCUUGCUGCACUAUAUAUGGUUAGGACUGAUGUGAGCUUAUCCGUGCGUCAGGCUGCCUUACAUGUAUGGAAAACUAUCGUGGCAAAUACUCCAAAGACUCUUAAAGAAAUCAUGCCAGUUUUGAUGAAUACCCUGAUAUCCUCCCUUGCUUCAUCAUCAUCUGAAAGACGGCAGGUUGCUGGACGGUCAUUGGGUGAACUUGUUCGGAAGCUUGGUGAAAGAGUACUUCCUUUGAUAAUCCCAAUCUUAUCCAAGGGGCUGAAGGAUCCUGAUGCUAGCAGAAGACAGGGUGUAUGCAUUGGUCUGAGUGAAGUAAUGGCAAGUGCUGGGAAGAGUCAGUUAUUAAGUUUCAUGGACGAGCUCAUCCCCACUAUUAGGACUGCCCUUUGUGAUAGCACUCCUGAGGUUCGUGAGUCUGCAGGCUUAGCGUUCAGCACUCUGUACAAGAGUGCUGGAAUGCAUGCAAUUGAUGAAAUUGUUCCAACGCUUCUGCUUGCUCUGGAGGAUGACGAGACCUCCGAUACUGCUCUUGAUGGCCUCAAACAAAUUUUAAGUGUUAGGACUGCUGCUGUAUUGCCUCAUAUUUUGCCCAAGCUGGUCCACCUUCCCCUCUCUGCCUUCAAUGCACAUGCUCUAGGGGCAUUAGCGGAGGUUGCGGGACCUGGGCUUAAUGUUCAUCUUGGUACUGUUCUCCCUGCGUUACUAUCUGCAAUGGGUGGCGAGGACAAGGAUGUUCAAACUUUGGCAAAGCAGGCUGCAGAAACAGUGGUCUUGGUCAUAGAUGAGGAAGGUGUUGAGUAUUUGAUAGCGGAGCUUCUUAAAGGUGUUGGAGAUAGCAUGGCUUCUGUUAGGAGAAGUUCAUCAUAUCUGAUAGGAUACUUCUUCAAAAACAGCAAGCUAUAUUUGGUUGAUGAAGCUCCAAACAUGAUGUCUACACUGAUUGUUUUGCUUAGCGAUACAGAUUCCACAACUGUUACGGCUGCUUGGGAAGCCUUAUCAAGGGUUGUUAGCUCAGUUCCUAAGGAGGUACUUCCUUCUUAUAUAAAAGUGGUGCGCGAUGCUGUCUCCACAUCCAGAGAUAAAGAACGUAGGAAGAAGAAGGGAGGACCAGUUCUAAUUCCUGGUUUCUGUCUUCCAAAGGCUCUUCAGCCUUUGCUUCCAAUUUUUCUGCAAGGCUUAAUUAGCGGCUCUGCUGAAUUAAGAGAGCAGGCAGCAUUGGGCCUUGGGGAGCUUAUUGAAGUAACCAGUGAACAAGCACUUAAGGAAUUUGUCAUCCCAGUCACAGGGCCUCUUAUCCGGAUCAUAGGUGAUCGUUUCCCUUGGCAAGUGAAGAGUGCCAUUUUGUCUACCUUGAGCAUCAUAAUAAGAAAAGGUGGAUUGGCCCUGAAACCGUUUCUUCCCCAGCUUCAAACAACAUUUAUCAAGUGUCUGCAAGAUAACACAAGGACGGUUCGUACAAGUGCCGCCCUUGCACUUGGGAAGCUUAGUGCACUUAGUUCUAGGGUUGAUCCUCUAGUCAGUGACCUCCUGUCCAGUCUGCAGGCAUCGGAUGCUGGUGUGCGGGAGGCUAUCCUCAUGGCUUUAAAAGGUGUCCUGAAGUAUGCUGGGAAGAGUGUGAGCAGUGCUGUCAAAAUUCGUGUUUAUAGUCAACUGAACGAUUUGGUUCAUCAUGAUGAUGACCAAGUUCGAAUUUCUGCUGCUAGCAUAUUGGGUAUCACAUCACAGUACAUGGAAGCUGCUCAACUCAUUGACCUGCUUCAGCAACUCUCAAAUUUGGCUUCUUCUUCGAGCUGGGUUUCUAGGCAUGGUGCAGUACUCACUAUCUCGUCCUUGCUAAGGCACAAUCCUUCCUCUGUUAUUACUUCUGCAGAAUUCCCAUCUUUGGUAGACUGCCUUAAGGAUGGCUUGCAAGAUGAGAAGUUCCCUCUUCGUGAAACUUCAACCAAGGCAUUAGGAAGGCUGCUUCUUCAUCAAAUUCAAAGGGAUCCUUCAAAAACCUCUGCAUACACGGAUCUCAUUUCAUCUAUAGUGUCAGCUUUGCGUGAUGACUCCAGUGAAGUCAGAAGAAGAGCAUUAUCUGCUCUAAAAAUUGUUGCAAAAGCUAGUCCUUCAUCUAUUAUGGCCUAUGUUUCUAUUAUUGGCCCUGCACUCGCUGAAUGUUUGAAGGACAGUAGUACUCCAGUGAGGCUAGCAGCAGAAAGAUGUGCCCUGCACACCUUCCAGUUGACAAAGGGUGCAGAAAAUGUUCAGGCUGCUCAAAAGUUUAUCACGGGCUUGGAUGCAAGACGGCUUUCAAAGUUCCCUGAACAUAGUGAUGACAGCGAAGAUAGCGAAGAAGAAUUGACAAGUGGCUGAAAAGUUGGUUGUUGAUCCAUUUUUGUUUUUGUAUUGUUCAACUGUGCAAGAAAUAUGAUCAUGAAGCUCACGGCCAAUAAUUUUGCAUCAUCUAUAUUUAUAGGGAGUAUAGUCAUACACACACACGUGUCAGGAAACAGGUUUGACACCCAAAUUUUCAAACUUGGGUUUCGUUUCAAUGCUUCUAUAAUUGUUACAGUUUUGGAAGAGGAUCAUGUGUAGAUAAAAGUACACAUAUAGCUCUCAUUUUUGUUAAACUUCUGCAAUUGCCAUUAGAAAAUAUGAGAAGUGUAUUGCUACGAAGUUGUCUUUAUUGGAUACAUACAAAGAUGUCCGUUGUUGCAAUUUAUGUUCAAAUUCAAUGGUACUUGGUCAUUUGCUUGAUCAUUUGGUUC